Humulus lupulus (European hop) is the source of this 1117-nucleotide messenger RNA. RefSeq lists its product as uncharacterized. Gene Ontology annotation, molecular function: translation initiation factor activity. The record is from RefSeq and is a predicted model, not a curated record. NCBI's taxonomy places the organism in Eukaryota, Viridiplantae, Streptophyta, Magnoliopsida, Rosales, Cannabaceae. The coding region runs from base 45 to 995 and encodes 316 amino acids. The transcript is spliced from 2 exons.
CAACUUUUUGAAAAGAUAGCCGUUGAGGAGAGAGAGAGAGAGAAAUGACAGAAAGCCGAAGCAACACACUUUCAUGGGCUGAUGAGGUAGAGAAAGAAGAAGAAGAAGAAGCUCAAGCUCACCUCUUUCGUCAAACCAAAACACAAAAACCAAACCCUUUUGGGUCUGCAAGGCCUAGAGAAGAUGUGCUCAAGGAAAGAGGGAUUGAUUGGAGAGUCAUCGACCACGGUCAAGGUCUACUCCAACUACCAUUCUCUGACCGCAUCAAAAAGCAUUGUAAUGGGAAACCACAACGAGAAAUCAUUUCGAAUCCGGCACCUGGCGGGCCGACAAGGAACCUGGAACAGGUUUUGCCUUUGGUCCAACCAGUACUUGUGAGUCACUGUAAUCAGAUUCCCAUUAGAUGCCCACCAAGAAAUGGCAUCCUCAAAUGGAUAGAGAAGCCCUGCAUUUCUCCCAACAUUGGGCGAGGAAGCUCAAAUCGUUUUGAGCCGGAAAAGGAGAACAUGGUUCAUGAACACAGGCUGCAAAGGGACCACUGCGUUAAGAGUUCCAACCCCAGAACUCACAAGGGUCCUUGCCCAAAUGGGAAAACAGAGGAAUGUGGGACUAAAGCCAAGCGAGGCCAAGAGAAGAGUCGGAGAUGGAGCAAUGUGGCAUCCAUAAAAGAUUGCCCAAAUGGGAAAACAGGGGAAUGUGGUACUAAAGCCAAGCAAGGCCAAGAGAAGAGACGGAGAUGGAGCAAUGUGGCACCAAUAAAAGAUGGAACGGCUAGCUCUAAAGAGCUCUGCUACCGCAGAGUGCAAAGUAGUGUUCCUGCAGGUAUUGAGCUGAAGAAGAUGAAAAUGUCCAAUGAACCGCAGAAGACAGUGGAGGACUUCCAGAGCUCCCAUGUAGUUGCUGGUGAAUGUGGCCGAGCUAGGGUUGGUCACCGUCAAAAGAGAAGAGGAACCCAACAAAAACAAAAAAACAACUUAAUCGGAGCAUUGAAUUGAGUUGGGUGAUUAUUUGUAGUAGCUAAUUUGAUGUCUUGUAAAACAAUUUAUUUUUCGGAGACACUAACAAGUAACGUCAUUUGAUUAAGAAAUGUAAUGUAAUCUCUUCCAAAUUCCUUGUU